AUGACCCGAUCAAAGACAGAGAUUUUGGAUGCUCCACUUAACAUGAUCGGUUUUGAACUCGACGAAGUUUCAGCUAGUAAAGUUUCGGGCCACCUCAUAAUCACUCCAGAAUGCUGCCAGUACCAUAUGCUUCAUGGAGGGGUAUCGGCAAUUAUAAUUGAUGCCUUAGCAAGCAUACGAGCUCAUAUUGCCUCUGGAUUUCACAGAGUGGCCGGCAUACAACUUAGCAUUCACCAUCUCGAAACUGCACAGCCUGGUGUGGGAAGUUGCUCUAAUGAAAUGCGGUCCUUCUAA
Striga hermonthica is the source of this 294-nucleotide messenger RNA. The record is from the annotation of a GenBank genome assembly. Lineage: Eukaryota; Viridiplantae; Streptophyta; Magnoliopsida; Lamiales; Orobanchaceae.